This is a messenger RNA of Belonocnema kinseyi, 7061 nucleotides long. RefSeq lists its product as uncharacterized. Bases 501 to 3614 code for a protein of 1037 amino acids. The transcript has 8 exons. Gene Ontology annotation, biological process: transmembrane transport; monocarboxylic acid transport. Gene Ontology annotation, molecular function: monocarboxylic acid transmembrane transporter activity. Lineage: Eukaryota; Metazoa; Arthropoda; Insecta; Hymenoptera; Cynipidae. The record is from RefSeq and is a predicted model, not a curated record.
UCUGGGGCUGAUGUCGUUUCAAUUUCAUCCCUAAAAAUAGUCUCAAUUUUCUUCAAAAAGUUACGCGAUAAAAAAACACCUUUUCGAAAAGCGGUCAGUGCUUAAUUUACAAAAGUGUCGUUUCCUGCUGUUCAAACUUGAACGACGCGCGGUUUCUUAUGAGCUCUAACUAAUCGCUUUCAAAUUAUUAAAGCGAAUUCAUAACCCUUCGUGCAAACGAGGAUUCAGCAAUCUGCCGGCAUUUUUUAUCUUGCUGUGUUGGCUGAGAACUCUUACCCUGUAAACUGUAGUGGCACUGUACAGUAGUGACAAUGGAGAGGAAAGGGCAGAGCAAGGAGGGUGCAUGCUGAGGAAUUCGACACCUCGAAGCCGGUGCGAGUACCGUCGGAAGGUCCUUAUGGUAGCUGACGGUUGUGCGGGUGCCGUGCCAAACGAGAUCCAGGGGCUGAAGGGCUGGCCGCGUCGCUGGAGCCAGUCGACCAAUACCUAUAUUUAGAAGAAUGGCCGACAGGAACCGAAACUUCCUUCGAGACAGUCCUAGCGACGCGGUGAAGCACCUCAAAAGCCACAACAACAACCAUGAUUCCGGUGUAACAAGCCCAACACGAAAAGAGGGACUCUAUGUAAAGAAGGACGCCAGCAACUAUCAACGCCUCGUGAACUACCAUAAGGAUGACUUCUCCCCCAAAAAGGAUCCAGAUUCAACAAAAUCAACACCCAAAGAGCUCAAAUUCAAGGACAGAAGGAGAGGAACAGCUCCUAUCGUCGGCUGGCACAAUGGAAGCCCCACGGUUUUCCCUAGCACUCCAGUUAGCUCUCCUGAACAAGAAACUCUUUUAAAAUUUGAAAGCCUUACCAGCAAAAACUCUGAUGCGUCUAGAGUCGAUGGGACCGGAAUUGAUGAGGCCUGGAGAGAUAACACCAAAACAGAUGUUACAAAAGUAGAGUCCAAUGGUACCAGAGCAAGAUCUAAUGAAACCAGAAGCUCCUCCAGGAGUUCUGGGAUUGGACAAGAUUCAAAUAACACAGAGAAUCUCAGCAGCAUCGCUGAUGAAAGGUUGAUGCUGACCACCCCACCCUUCACCAACGACAGAAGCGUGGAGUCUUUAACUCUAGAUGGAGACGCCCAGUUGACGACCAACGAGGACUGUAGCAUUGGAGACGAAUUUCAAAACAAGAUACAUCUCCUUAGUCCUGGAACCGACUGUACCGAGGAUAGAAUCCCGGCAACUCCCACUGACCACUACCUCACCUCACCUAAUCUCACUGUUGGUACAAGUCCAACCGACAGGAGCGAACAAGAUCCCGAGUCAAAAAAAUCACUAGAGAAGACUCAGGGGAUCCUUGUUUACAGGAAAUACUCAGAUCCAGACACAAUUUUAAUUUCGAAUACACGGUUUCAAGAUCUGGAGAUAAAGGACUCGAUAGAUGGAUCAGAGAGUGUCUUGGAGAUCUAUGAUGAUGGAGAAGGGCUGGAUUCCUUAAGUGAAGAGAUAGAGAGCAGGAAACCUAAGAUUCCUGAUGGAGGUUGGGGAUGGGUCGUGGUGAUGGCAUCACUGCUGAUUUCGAUGGUGGCCGAUGGGGUUUCCUUCAGUUUUGGGCUUUUAUACAGUAAAUUUCUGGAGGAGUUUGAAGCCUCGAAAGCCAAAACUGCCUGGAUUGGGUCCCUAUUUAUGGCGGUUCCUCUACUUUCUGGCCCAGUGAUGUCAGCUUUGGUUGAUCGUUACGGAUGCAGGAAUAUGACAAUUGCUGGGGGACUGAUCUCUGGAUUUGGAUUCGUCCUGAGCAGCUUCAGUAACAGCAUCGAGGUAAUGUACCUGACUUUUGGCGUCCUUGCGGGGCUGGGUUUGGGUCUGUGCUACGUCACUGCGGUUGUGAGCAUCGCUUAUUGGUUUGAUAAGAAGAGAACUUUAGCUGUAGGUCUAGGGGCUUGUGGAACAGGUAUAGGGACGUUCGUCUAUGCACCGAUGACGUCGUUCUUUAUUGACGAGUAUGGGUGGAGAGGAACGGUGCUGCUCUUGGCAGGGACCUUCUUUAAUAUGAUAGUUUGCGGAACAGUGAUGAGGGAUCCGGAGUGGUGGAUCCUAGAGCAGAGAAAACAGAGUCUAGGGUCCCCGAAGAAGUCAACGGCGAGGUCAGAAGGAGGAAGGUCGCUGAAUAGUCCGAUUGAGGAGUUUCCGGGUGUAGAGGAACUAAGGAAACUGCUUAAAAGUGGACAAACCCCAGAGUAUUUGUUACAGAGUCUUAGAACGAGUACGGAAACACCAACGGGUGCGGAAGGCGGAGGAACUGCUUUUAGGAGUGUUGUCAAUCUACCGACCUUUGUGAGACAGAGUGAAAAGGUACCGUUGGAGGUUUUGGAAUCUCUUUCCUCUAACUCGAGACUCUACAACGUCAUUCUGGAAAACUAUCCUAGUAUUUUGUUGUGCAGGUCGCUUUCCGAUAAGAAGCUUGAGGAUUCGAAUGGCGAUGUCUUCAACAAGAGCGGAGUUACCAUGUCCAUGAGGUUACACGACUGGAUAAAACAAGCGACAGAUAAAGCUAAGCGUGUACAAACUCAGACAAAGGAUUCUCGUCCUGGAUCUCAUCAUGCCUCGACAAAGGUUCUUGCCACUAGAAGAAUGUCUAGGAAAGAUUUAGAGGAGACGAAUCCCUUACUGGCGAAGGAAGUAGCUGAAGCUAUGGCUGAGGCGGAAAGAGCAAAAUCUGUAUCAAGACACCACCUACCUGGCUUUUCAGGUGGUGUCGUAAGAACCGAUUCUCUUCCAUGGCUCAGGAGACAAUUUAAUACUAAUACUCACUACUUUAAAGAUAUUCGUGUGCACAGAAAUUCUGUUAUGUAUCGAGGAGCUGUAUUGAAUCUCCACAAGUAUAGACUGAGAGCUAGUAGCUGUCCGAACAUCUACAGAAACAGUAUGACGACUUUGGCUAAAGAGAAUGAAGAGAAAUGGUACAGCGAGCUGGUCGAAUUGCUGAAAGGCAUGAUGGAUUUUUCAAUGUUUCUAGAGUUGCAUUUUCUCCUGCUAUCCCUUUCAACAAUUCUGCUUUUCACUUGGUUUAUAGUACCUUACUUUUAUCUCGUUGAACAUCUCAAGAAAAACGGCCAUUCGGAAGCUGAAGGGUCUCUUUUACUCAGUAUCAUUGGCAUCACGAAUACUAUAGGAAUGAUCGGUCUUGGAUGGGCAGGUGAUCAGCCCUGGAUGAACGUGAGCAAAACCUACACCUGGUGUCUCAUUGCCUGUGGAAUAGCAACCAUCCUAAUGUCAGUUUUGACUCAUUACUACUAUCUUCUGGUGAUAACUGCAGCAGCCUUUGGUCUUUUCUUCGCCAGCAAUUUCAGCUUCACCCCUGUCAUCCUCGUCGAAUUAAUCCCCCUAGAAAGAUUCACAACCGCAUAUGGUCUCAGCCUCCUCUGCCAGGGAAUAGGAAACCUACUAGGACCUCCCUUAGCAGGAUGGCUUUUUGAUAUAACUGGUGCCUGGGACCUUUCGUUCCUCAUGGCAGGAAGCUGGAUUAUGUUCUCCGGAGUUCUCAUGGGAAUAAUUCCUUAUACCAAAAACAGAAAGAUUUGGGGCACUGGCCCUGUCGAAAUGGAAAGGGAGAGGGAAGCUUAAGCUUAGAAAAAUAAUUUAUUUCGCUUACAAUUCACUAGUCUGAAUGUCGAGAAUCUGUGACAAACUUACAUAACAGGCCCGAAGAGAGUGAUUUUUGGUCAAUAGAAUAAAUUGAGAGAAAGAGAGAAUUUGAAGUGUGAAUGGUAGUUGAAAUCUUGUUAAAUUUUUUUGUUAAUAAUGAAGGUGGAUGAAAUAAUCCUAAUUCGAUUUUAUCAGGAAAAGGUUUCAGUUCAGAGAAAUUUAAAUCAUAUCAAAAAGCCUUUGCUGAAACCUUUUUAAAAACUUUUCUGAAUUAUUUGAAGACAUUCCAAAAAAUUUUAUAAUUCAAGUUUGUGUACAAAAAAAUUAUUACGUAUCGUUAAUUAAACAAACCAUUUUCCUUCAGCUAGGAACAUUUUUGUGAAAUAUUGACACAGUUAGGAAUUGUUAUGUUUGAUAGAGUGAUUAAGAGAAAAAAUUUUGUUGAUAUUCAAUCUUAUUGAUUCUAAUGUGUUCUGGACAUGAAGUCAAGUUUUUGUGUACGCUUUCAAAUUGAAAGCGGUACCCUUUCUAUGUAUCUAUAAUAUCAUAGAUGUGCAUAAUAUUGUAUCAUAAUGUAUAUGAUAUUACAUCAUACAUUUUAUAAUAAUUAAUUUAAAACCUUGCAGUUGUUUUCGACCUCAAAACUUUGAUUAUUUUUUGUUGUUGUAUUUUACUUGUUCUUGACGAUAAUUAUUAUAUAUGUUUUUAAGAAGAUCGCGCGUUUUAAAUAAAUAACUAGUAAUGAUGCUUAACGUUCAAAUCAACGUCGUUUUCGAUUACAAAAGUGUUGUUUGUGACGUCGAACAGAAUUAGUAUUUUUUAAUACUGGCCUUUUUAAGAACGUGAAUAAUAAUUAUUAGGGGGGGGGGGGCAAGUAACAUAUUUACAAAAUAAUCAAAGUCAAUGUCGAAACUGAAGCCCAAAUCGUCUUCACAAACGACGCUGAGUUCUUCAAAUUGUUCGGCUUCGGAUAACAAAACAAUUAAUUGUUAAUUUUUUGUUUUCUUUUUCGAACAAAUUUUUCAUUCUUUGAACGAACAUUUUUUUGAUCCUCCAAAAUCUUGGGUUUGGUUAAAUUAAUUAAGUUUGUUUUUGCUUAAGAAAAAGUUUGUUGAAAAAACAAAUUUUUUGCUUCUAUAAUAUAUUGAAACCAAAUCGUUUUGUUGUUCGAAAUCAGGGUGGCCUGAUGUCAGGGAAAUCAGGGAAGUCAGGGAAAUGUCAGGAAAAUGAAGUAGCUGUCAGGAAAAAUAGAAAUUGAUAUGCUUUAAUAUUAUUUCGGAAGAAUUUCCUAAUAUCAAUACAAAUAUUUUUGUAAUGUACAUUAUUUAAAAAUAGAAUUCGAUUCCUAGUUUUUUAUUCACAGUUAUUUAUUUAUUGAUAGUUUGGAUACAUGUCCUUUACUUAAAUUAAUCCAUACUGCUAUGUAAAACGCAUUUUUUUGGCUUGUUUCACUAUUUUGCUCGGCACAAUAUUGAAACUUUAUUCGCUUUUGUAAUACUUUCCUAUCACGGAAAUUGAUUUAAAUGACAGGGAAAUUGGAAAAUUCAGUCUUCUGGCCACCCUGGAAAUAAACAUUUUUCUUAUAGUAGGAUGAUUCUCAUCCUUUGCCUCUAGCACUGGUCGAUCUUAUGCCACUAGAAAAAAGUUUGUUCAUUCAACAAAAUCGUUUGGUUUACUGAAGAAUUUGGUUGCUUUAAUCAAAGUUUGUGCAAAUGAUCAAAAUUUGUGUUCAGUCAAUAGAUUUCGUUCUGUUAAUUUGAUUUAAUAUUUUUCCUAGUGUGGCAUAAUUGAACCAUUAUUGAACAUCAUACGUGCAUAAUAUAUCACAAGUGUCAUAGCAUAAAAUUGAAAUAACUUAAAAACCGGUAGUGGCCGUAGAUAGUUAGAGAUUUGAGUUGUCAAAUUUUGUAUAAAUCUGUCAGAUUUAAACACCAAGUGAAAAAGUCUUCCUAAAUUCAAAAGGAGUUUGAAUUAUGCGAUGCAAUUUCGAAUUGAUGUGAACCAUCACAAUUAUAUUAACCUGAAGACGUUGCAUUAUAUGAAUUGAUUUGAUAUAAUAUCAUAGUGAUACGUACUACAUUCCAUAAAGAACAUAAAAUUGAUAAAUAACUGAAAUUUUUGUUAAAAAUCUUCUUACCGUUUUGUUUGAUAGAACUUGAUUCAUCUCAAAGUGGCUAUACAACUUUAGUUAAUAACAACAUUAUUUGAGCUAAACUAAAAUCAGAGAGUAAAAUUUUAAUUUAAUUUUUAAAUCAUAAAAAAAUUUGGUUCUUACCAUGGAACAUUAAAAGGCCACUUUUUCUUUUCUUUUAUACAGUUUUUUUUUUUCUAAAGCGAGUGUCAGAUAAUUGUAGACUUAAAGACAGUAACAAAUUACGCUUACCGGAACAAAUGCUACACAAUGUACCAUUCUAAACCAUUGAAUAUUUGUGAAAACUGUCUAAAAUACUGUAGAAUUUUAAUAAUAAUGGAAAAAUAGAUGAUACAAUGAUUUUCAAAGUGAAGAAUUAAUCACGGAUUAAUAUUGAACUUGAUACUGGUAUUAGAUUCUGAAACAAAGUGCUGAGUUAAAUAUACUCUGAUGCUGUACAUAAAUGUGAUAUUACCUUAUAUUUAUUACUGGUGUGUCACAUGAUUAAUGAAUCCUAAAGUAAUUGGAUAAGAACAGUGUCGAACAAACUGAAAAAUUGUAGAAGAUUAGAAACUCUUUGUAUUGCGAAAAAAAAUCCAAGUACUUUUGAUAGAUUUUACAAACGUCGAUGCCUUUCAUUACAGGAGACUGGAGAAUUAAUUAAAAAAAUUUACAUGUAGUUAAUUGUGGCAAGUUUCAAGUUUUUAUUAAGUAAUUAUCAUGAAUUAUUUUAAUAGUCCAAUUAUUAAUAAAAAAUUAUAUUAAUUAUAGUUUUCCACUUAAGUUUUCUAAUCACAUUCUAUAGUUAACUGUAUUUUUAAUAUGCCAUUUUUCAACACUGUAAAAAUGAACUAGAAUUUGUAAUUUUUGAAAAAUGUUGUUCAUUGCAUUUUCUGUGUUCGACACUGAAUUUCCAAAAAAUCCAUUAAAAUUUUGAAUUUAAAUUUCUCGGGUCGUGCACAAUUCAUAAAAAAAUAACCGAUGUCUCUUUUUGGAACUUGUGACCUGACGAGUUUUUCGCGAUGUACAUUUUUUAGUGUGAACAGGUUUGUAAUAUGUAAUAAUGUAGUAGAAAUAAAACGUAAUAGGGAAAUUUGUACAAAUGAUUUAAUUUAUUGAUUAGAUAAAUUUGUUAUUAGGUUCGUUAUCUACUCUCAACAUUUUAAAAAGAAUUGAUUGGUGGGAAAAAGCGGCGAUGCGACUUCGAAUGCCUGUUCAUGUAUAUUGUUGUACUGCCGUUUUUACGGUAAUAAUUAUAAUGAUGAUAAUAAUAAUAUUAGCAAAUUGAGACACUA